AUGGCACCUGCUCUGUGCUGGAGUGUACAGAUCACCAGGCCUUGUCGAAGACUUCCAGCAAAAGCCAUCCUGGCAGAGUAUGAGGCCGAGAAGGCAAAGUUCGAGCAACUCUGGGCAGAAAGGAUCCGGCCAGCAAAGGAGGCUCUCAAGAAGGAGUCCGAGGGGGCCGGCAUCUCCCUGAAUUUCGUGAUCGACAAAUUCCCAAAGCUCAUCAAAGUCAAGGCCUUCCCGGCAGAUGAUCCGAAGACUCCGAAGACAUUCAGAAACCUGAAGAAGUCCUUGUUUGAAGCAGGUUCCGGCUAUGGCUUUGACUUGAUAUGCCCGCGAGACCAACAAAAGGGUUGCAGCCUUGUCGACGCCAUGUAUGAAGAAGAUGAAGCCAACCGUGGGUUAGCCACCCACUUUGUCUCAUGGUGCUGGGGCUACACCGUGGAGCAAGUAUGCAGUUCCUUGCAAAGCUGGCGUGCAGGGGCCGGCAAGCCAAAGAAAAAGUCACCGACUUAUCUCUGGAUGUGCUUCUUCUGCAAUAAUCAGUACAGAAUUCACAAGGGCCAGACCAAACCGGAAGAGCUGAAAGAAGCUUUCGAGUCCAACCUCAGGGACAUCGGCAAGAUGCUCCUUGGGAUUUUGUUGCAGAUCACAAGGCUCAUCAUCUUGGACAGCUGCGUGAAACCGAAAUACACGGAGCGCAUGUGGUGCGUCUUCGAGACUUUCGUGUCCGUGCAGCAGAAGAUUCAGCCGGAGUUGAUCUUACCCGAGUCUGCCACGGAGAGCCUGGCCGAAGACAUGAAGAAAGAGAAGGACCCAAGAAAGGUGAUGCAACAAAUGAAGCAGCAUCUCGAUGCCAUCAAAGUAGAGAAUGCAACGGCCAGCGAGAAAGCAGACGAAGAUGCCAUCAAGAAGCUAAUCGAGGACGACAUGGGUUAUAAAGAGGUCAAUACCACCGUGAGGGAGAGGUUGAAAAAACCCAUGGGCGACGUUAUCAAGAAGUAUUUCGAAGCCUUCAUGGAUGACGAUAGUUAG
Molecule: messenger RNA, 1023 nt
Organism: Symbiodinium necroappetens
Lineage: Eukaryota; Dinophyceae; Suessiales; Symbiodiniaceae
Source: the annotation of a GenBank genome assembly